Molecule: messenger RNA, 3298 nt
Organism: Carassius gibelio (silver crucian carp)
Lineage: Eukaryota; Metazoa; Chordata; Actinopteri; Cypriniformes; Cyprinidae
Gene: chico
Product: chico
Exons: 7
Coding region: 577-1176 (199 amino acids)
Biological process (GO): regulation of DNA-templated transcription; negative regulation of canonical Wnt signaling pathway
Cellular component (GO): transcription regulator complex; nucleus
Molecular function (GO): transcription corepressor activity; protein binding
Source: RefSeq, a predicted model, not a curated record
GGAGCGCCUUUACUGUAGUAGAAUCCGUGAUAUGGCGUCUUGCUUCACACGAGUCCGUCCAUACGAGUCCUGAGGCAUGAUUUUCCAAACGCAGACUGCUCUUUCACCGCUUUAAACCAGACUGACGCAAGACUACCGAACACACGGCCAGAUUUAGACGUUUUUUCCAUUUUCAAACGCAUUUUUGCUAAUUUCCUGCGGUAUAAACUUGUUUAUUAGCUUUAGCCAGGUAGCUUGUAUUUGGGAAUUGGAAAAGUAUGAUCAGCCCGGCUGUGGAUUAAUCGUCCUGUCUCAACAGAAGAUUCAUUUUUCUCUUGUGAAACCGCAAUGUCACAUACUGUAGUAAAUAUAGCCUGUUGUUUUUGUUAUUCUAAAAGCAGAGCUGUCUGAAGUUGGUUUAGAUUUGUAAAAUACAGGAAAACUGGAGAUCACCGCGAGGAAAUCUGUUCAGGAGAGCAGACUAAAGCCCUUUCUGCCUUCAAACUAAUCAGUUUAGACCAAACCAAGGCCGAAAAUCCACCCAAAGCCUUUUCAUUUCAUCUUCAGAGAGAGAAUAAAGCACAAAAACAGGCUGAUAUGAUGUUUCCACAAGCCAGGCACUCGGCUUCGUCUCAGUCGACCCAGCCGCUCAAAUUCACCACGUCGGACUCUUGUGAUCGCAUCAAAGAUGAGUUUCAGUUCCUGCAGGCACAAUAUCACAGUCUGAAGAUGGAAUGUGAUAAACUGGCGAGUGAGAAAUCUGAAAUGCAGCGUCAUUACAUAAUGUAUUAUGAGAUGUCAUACGGACUCAACAUGGAAAUGCACAAACAGGCGGAGAUUGUGAAGAGAUUGAAUGGAAUCUGUGCUCAGGUGUUGCCUUACCUGUCUCAAGAGCACCAGCAGCAGGUCCUGGGGGCGAUUGAGCGAGCCAAACAGGUCACCCCUCCUGAGAUGAACUCUAUUAUUCGACAGCAGCUUCAGGUUCACCAGCUCUCUCAGCUUCAGGGUUUGGCGUUACCCAUGACCCCUCUGCCCCUGGGCUUGACUCCGCCCACCAUGCCCGCCGUCACCUCCAGCUCCGGCCUCCUGUCUCUGUCCAGCAUCCUCGCAUCUCACGCACACCUGGCCAAGGAGGACAGGAGCUCCCGCGACGGGGCCGAGGGCCACCGCGAGGACGACGCAGACAAAUCCAACUAGCCUUCAUACAGACGCUUCGAUUCUGUGCAGAAGAAGAGCCAGCUCCUGUCUCACCCGAUUGGGUCUGAUUCAAUAUCUCUCUCUCUCUCUCUGUUACUACAGCAAAUCUUUAUUCUGUUUGAUUCAUUUUCUUUUCAUUAGUGGUGUUUGCUAAGGCUCUAUUAAUAUUGCUCAUACUUGGGGUUAGUGAUUUGAACAAACCCCUAUCCCUAAAUCUUGAACUCCAGCAUGUAUCAAGGUCCUUAUCCAGAGACCUGACUAUAAUAGAGACUCUCAAUAGUCACCCAGAAUGCCUGGCAAUGCUCUGGCAACAACCGAGUAAUUGCACAGUUGUCCUCUCAAGCACCCCUAACAUAACCACUCAAAAUACUUCUGAUACCUACUAGUCAGUAUAUUUCAUCAUAUUCUGUUCUGGGCAUAUCUAGUUAAGAGUUUUAACAAUCUGGUGAACCUGUCACAGGAAUUAAUAUACAUGUUUUACAUGAGACAACACUGUCUAUAUUGUCCUCAGAAAGGUCUAAAUGCCUUACGAAGGCCUUACCCAGUGUGUGUGUGUGUGUGUGUUUGUGUGUAGGACAGUGACAGAUGAAAACAGGGAUGUUCAUGUCAUGCUAGUUGUUCUGUUUGCGGUGCAUGUGUUUCCAUGAGUGAGCGUGCAGCUGUGAUACUAUCAGACUACUACUAGAGCAGUGUACUCAGCAGAUUUCAGUCUUGACCCUUGAUUUGAUCUGCUUUUAGUUAAUACUAAACUUCACUUCCUAUUAUUAAUGACUGAAAGUAUAUUGUUAGUGAUUAAAACGGCGAUUUAGUCAAUCAAGAUACUAAAAAGCAUUUAAAUGUAAUUUUUAAUAUUCAAAUUAUUGAACUCUAAACUAAAAUGCAAAAACAAUCGAGACUUAAGACUGAAACUGAUGUCUUGUGUAAUUACAAUAAUAAUCAAAUAAAAAAAUCAAUCAACUAUUUAUUUUAGUAAGUUGUUUUAAUGUCUAAAAUCACACUUUACAGUAAGAUCUCGUUUGUUAACUUGAGUUAAUGCAGUGACUGUCAUCAACUAACAAUGUAUUUUUACUGCACGUAUUAACCUUUGAUAAUGUUAGUGAAUAUUAAUACAAUUAUUCAUGCUUUGUAUUAAUAGCCUAAAUGCUGAACCUAACAUUAACUAAGAUUAAUAAAUGCUGUUUAAGUAUUGUUAAUGUUAACAAAUAAAACACUCUUGUAAAGCAUUACCAAUAUAACAGAUAAAAUCUCAUCUUUGUCAUAAUUUUCAAAGGCAGUUUAAUAAAUAACCUGUUUUAUUUUGAAUGGCCGCUGCAUGCUCAGUGUAGCACACAGUACACACUGCUCACUCAGUAGUAUGCUAGUAUUCAAGGAUGUUUUAAAGACAAGACUACUUAAGGUUGUACAUAUGCACGGGUGCAUUGUGGGUAUUUUCUAAUUGUGUGUUCCUGGACAUUUGUUUUUUGUGUCCCAUGAUGUAUGCUAAGAAACGCUCACCGUUGAGCCCUGGAUCGCUUCUUUUAAUCUACAAAUGAAGUUUUCUGAUUUCUAGAUAUUUUCCCAGUUUAUUUCGCUUGAGCUCAGAAACCGACGGCCAGUUUAUAUACAUGUAUGAAUAUAUCAAUAUACAUUUAACUUUGUAUGUAUAAAGCUAUGUUUAUGGUGUAUGUGGCCACAUUUAGCGCAGGUUAUAUUUACAGAAAUCUCUGAUCAUUUAAUAAUCAAGUGUAGCACUGGCUGGUCUCGACUAGUUCUAGCUGCUAAAGGAGAAAUGAUUAGUUCAGCGGUUGGUCUUGGUCUCAAUCUCAUGAACAUCAGCCGUAAAGGUGGAGUUUGUUACUUAAAUCCACUGACUCGAACGAUUCCUGAAGCCUCCUUCUUCUGAGGACUCAUCUGAUAUUUGCCACAUUUUGGAGCUUUGUAGUAGUUUUUUAAAAGGUGUGUGUGUGUUGUGACAUGAUGUACUUGAUGGAAAUGUAUGUUGUUUGUGUUGAUAAACUGCUAUUAUACUUCAUUUAAAGACGAUUGUUGGAAGAAAAAGGUUAAACGUGUACUAAGAAUGAGAGCUUGAGCAGUAAGGAAGUGUUUAUGGUGCCUUACAAAUAAAAGAUUCAUUGGACCUUUA